This is a messenger RNA of Cladophialophora psammophila CBS 110553, 1311 nucleotides long. RefSeq lists its product as uncharacterized. The record is from RefSeq and is a predicted model, not a curated record. Gene Ontology annotation, biological process: lipid storage; lipid droplet organization. Gene Ontology annotation, cellular component: endoplasmic reticulum membrane. The transcript is spliced from 2 exons. NCBI's taxonomy places the organism in Eukaryota, Fungi, Ascomycota, Eurotiomycetes, Chaetothyriales, Herpotrichiellaceae. Bases 1 to 1311 code for a protein of 436 amino acids.
AUGGCAGAAUCGCCCUACGACGACGACGACGACGAGCGCGGCGAUACACUCGUCCAACGAGCGCUGUCGUUGGGCCUCACUCCCAUACGAAUCUUGACCUCUCGCGCUGCUAUCAAAGCCUACCUCUCUACCAUCCUCUUCCUGGGCACUUCCACGAUCCUUCUCGUCCUGUCCUCCACCGCGUAUGCAUUCUUCUACUACAACUACAUUCCGCAAAUCAGCCUUGAACGCGUCCUCUACUUGCAAUAUGGCACGGAUUUCCCUCCCUAUGCAACGGUGGCACUGGACACACAUGCAUUGGUUUCGCAGCAGGCCUACAAUGUCGAGUUGAUAUUGGACAUGCCUCGCACCCCCACCAAUCUGCAGGCUGGCAAUUUUAUGCUGGAUCUGUCCUUGUUGGGCUCCAAGAGUGUGCCUGACGCGGUGUCUUCAUGGUUGGGCAAUGUCACAAUGGAAAAUGCGCUCUAUCACUCCCGGCGACCGGCUAUUUUGCCCUACGCGUCUCCCAUACUGUCGCUCAGUCACACAAUGCUCCAUUUGCCCUGGCACCUGCUCAACUUACGCGACCUGGAUCGGUCUCACUUGGUCGUCCCCAUGUUUGAAAUGCUGGUGUUCCCGCGGGGUGCGAGAAAUGUGCCAACCCACGCAAGACUCGAGUUGCAAUCCAGCAGUAUUUUACAGGUGUAUGAUGUGAAAUUGGCGUUCAGAGCCGAGUUCCAGGGCUUGAGAUACGUCAUCUACAACUACCGAGUGGUCAGUUUUGUGAUUUUCACCACCCUGUUUUAUGGCGUGAGUGUCACGAGCAUGGCGCUAGGGUGGGCUGUUAUUUCGCAUGUGCUCUCGGGGGCCGGGCGGCACAAGAAGAUCAAAAUGGAAGCGCGAGAUGGAACUUCGACCGGCACGCCGAUCAAGACCGAGCAUGAGUCCUCCUCCGCCGGCGCCGCCAAAGUCAAGACGGAAGAUGAGGCCGAAUCGUCCGGUCCGCAUGUCGGUGGCCUGUCUCUCUGGAACAUUUCGGAUACGCCUGCGCAGUUUCCUACUGAGAGAGGUCGGCCGCCACUGUCUUAUCCUGGGCGUCCCAUCUCCGCCGUAGAAGCAAGAGAAAAUCUUGAAGCGGAGGAAGACCGUCUGAGAAGGCCCAUGGCAUCAGGCGAGGCAGCGGAUGAUGAAGACGAGGGAGACUUCGAGGAGGAAUUGAUCCGCGGGAGGCGGGUUGAAGGUGAUUCCGGAAUCGGAACCAGUAUGGAGAGCGAGCAUGCUGGACGGGGGGUUGUGAGGAGAAGGAGCUCGAGAGGUCUGGGGAAGAGAUGA